This is a messenger RNA of Cladophialophora psammophila CBS 110553, 1134 nucleotides long. RefSeq lists its product as uncharacterized. Bases 1 to 1134 code for a protein of 377 amino acids. The record is from RefSeq and is a predicted model, not a curated record. The transcript has a single exon. Lineage: Eukaryota; Fungi; Ascomycota; Eurotiomycetes; Chaetothyriales; Herpotrichiellaceae.
AUGGUGUUCGGGUUCAACAGCAUCAAUGUAAACAGCUCUCAGAACAAAAACCCCGACCCGUCCGUCGCCAUCUACCCUGCCCUGCACGCAUCAGACGCACCGUAUUCCAUCCAGGAACAGCCCUUGCGAUCUGCUAUCUUCGUGCCCGCGGACUUCAAUCAUGGUACUGACGGCAAGACGCCCGUGAUUCUGGUACCCGGAACGGGCUCGUACGGCGGCGAGGCCUUCGACCACAACUUCGCCAAACUGCUUCGCGCCAGCACCUUUGGCGAUCCUGUGUGGCUGAACAUCCCCGGCCGCAUGUGCGACGAGGCGCCCAAGAACGCCGAGCAUGUCGCCUAUGCCAUCAACUACAUCGCAGCGGUGUGCGGCGGCAAGAAAGUUGCAGUCGUGGCAUGGUCGCAGGGAAACCUGUCGACGCAAUGGGCGCUGAAAUACUGGCCGAGCACCCGCGCACAAGUCAGCAAUUUCGUCUGUCUCUCGGCCGACUUUAAAGGGACGGUCCAAGCCUGGGGCCUGACCCCGCUCCAGGGCGCGGUUCCUGGGACUCCCGCCGUGUGGAACCAGACCAUGAAUUCCAACUUCAUCGCGACACUGCGUUCUAAUGGCGGUGACUCGGCUUAUGUUCCCACGACAUCGAUAUACUCGGCGACGGACGAGGUCGUGCAGCCGCAAUUCGGGUCUCACGCGUCGGCCUAUAUGAAGGACGAGAGAAAAGUCGGAGUGACCAAUUGUGAAUUGCAAGUCGCCGCGUUCAUGAAACCUGCCGGGCUGGCGUACUCGCACGAAGGCGUCAUGUACAGCUCGCUCGCCUGGGCCCUGGCCGAAGAUGCCAUCAAGAACGGUGGCCCGGGCAGCUAUGAGCGGAUAAACAUGGCGAGUGUGUGCAUGCACAGAAAGGCACCCGGGUUGAGUCUCUUGGACGCGACGCAGACGCAGGCGCUGAGCGGGUGGUGUUUGAAAAGCAUCCUGCUCUUUACGCCCAAACCCUGGCGUGAGCUGGCCCUUCCGCUGUACGUCGCGUCGGAAAAGAUCAACUACGUUGCCGAAGAGGUUGUCAUACCCGCGAAGCCAGUCGUGUCUGUGGUUGAGACGGAGAUCGUUGAAGCAGAGGUCGAGGUCGUUGCCAACUAA